Cladocopium goreaui is the source of this 2291-nucleotide messenger RNA. NCBI's taxonomy places the organism in Eukaryota, Dinophyceae, Suessiales, Symbiodiniaceae. The record is from the annotation of a GenBank genome assembly.
GUGGUUGCCUGUGCCUUUGGUGUCCCUGCUGUGGAUGGCAGACCAAGACCUUACACCUGCAGGGCGAAGAGGUCUUCUACAAGACCAAGAAUCUGUGUAGCAGCUCGACCCAGAAGCGGCCCUAUGCGCAAUUGGGCUCUGUGGAAUUACACGAUUCGUGCUGCGGCCUCUGUGUUGGUAUGAGUUCCAAUUUGGAAAGAGUGAACGAAAAAGGAGAGGGUGGCAUCCGACCCUUCUUUGGUAUCGAUCGACCCUACACCGAGGAGAUCUGCAACGAGCUGCGCGCGCGCAUGGAGGGGCGGGGCGACACGGCGCAACGCAAGCAGCAAACGUUCCUGAUGGAACAGAUUACAAAGCUGACGGCGCAGGUCCCGUUGAUCCUGGCCAAGCGCGGCGUGGCGUGGCCGCCAUCGCAAAUGACCACGGGAAAGCUCUUCCCGUCGAACCCUCCCAAGGUCAAGACUUUUGCAGAGUUGUAUUCGCCAGCAGAAGAGCCCACAUUCGACACCCAGUCCUGGAAUGUGAUGUGUUGCUGCGAACAUCUGAACUGUGUUAGCCGCACGGUGGAGCUGGGCCCAGAUGAAGUCACCAUCAGGACUGUGCGAGGCUUGGACCGAGCAACCAUCACAGAACGCCGACCAUAUGCUCAGAUUGAUGAUGUGCAGAAAAACAAAGGCUGUGGCUGCUGCGUGAAUAUGACUGCGGGCGAUCUGCUUCCUGAACCUCUUUCCAAUGGUACCGGAUGCGACGAUGCCACCAUCACUCAGAUUGUGGAUGAAUUGAAGCGUCGUAUCGACAUCAGAGGAAAUAUUGGGCAGAUGAAGAAGCUCGAGCAGAUCAUGGCCAAGGUGGAUGAUCUUCGAGUUCUGAUGACGGUUCUUCAAGAGGAGAUGGGCAUUGACACGUCGUAUCCGCCCUCGCAGACGGUGAUGACCUCCCUUUAUGGCCAACAUCAUCAGCUUCCGGGGAUCAGGCCGCACGCCGUGACCUCACAGCACUUCGAGACCAAGGAAUACGAUGUCACCAACCUCUGCGCGUCGGCCUGUUGCUGCUUCACCCAGAAAGAUACCAUUGUCCUGGAGGCAGAUAAACAGAUCAGCAAAUCGGUCAACUGCAUCGGUGACUCUGUGAACAGCAUGCCCUACGCUCAGAUCAGCUCCGUGGAUGAAUCCCGCUGCUGCUUUUGCCUGCGCUCGGUCAACGGGAUGAUGCCUGGCUGUGGCUGCUCCGGGCCGUUGGUGACAGAAGUGGCCCAGGAGUUGCAACAACGUAAAACUGGUCGAGGAGAUAUUGCACAGCUGAAGAACCAGGAGAAUACCAUGCUGAAUGCCUUGGAACUCUCAGUACGCACCGGCACCGUUCUGAAGAAGGCGGGUGUGCCGUACCCUCCGAGCCAAGCCACGAUGACAGAGGACUACGGCCCGGCCUUCAAACUUCCGUCCAACAACGAUGGAUAUCUUGGGGAGGAGAAGCACGUGGGCCCUUCGCAACAGCAUGGCGAAAAGGACUAUGUUGUCACCAACUACUGCGAGUCUUUCUGCAUUUGCUUGUGCACGUUGGGCCUUGCUGGCUGGCAGAGCGUGGAUCUUCACCUUGGAGAAGAGGAGGUCACCAUGAAGCAUUGGAACUUCUGCGGCGCAAAUCAGAUGCGCAUGCCCUAUGCGCAGCUGGGCUCCGUGGACGUGGAGACGGAGUGCUGCGGUCUUUGCUUUGCAGUGGAGACGGAUGGAGGGAACAUAUCUCCGGGCUGCGGCUGCGACAAAGAUGCGGUUGAGGCGAUCUCCAACGAGUUGCAGAAGCGGAAGGUCACCAGGGGCAACAUCGCUCAAGUGCAGAUGCAGGAGAACCUGAUGAUCGAAGUCAUCAAGAUGAACGUCCAGUUGGAUCAGUUGGCCAAGAAGGAGUCGGUGGCAUACCCACCAAGCCAAGAGACCAUGGAGCAGGUCUUUGGCCCUGGGGCCAAGGUGCCUCAGAAAUGGCAAGCGCCGAUCAUGGCGAUGGGUGUACCCGGAGACCAGACUAUGCUGCAAGUGCAACUUCCUGCCGACGCGGUGGCCGGACAAACGCUCCAAGUGCAAGGCCCCGGCGGUGCCAUCAUCCAGCUCCAGGUUCCGGCAGGCGCCCUGCCGGGUCAGGUGCUGCAAGUCGCAGCCCCUUUGGGGCCCACGGUGGUGGGAGCGCCCAUCUGAUGGUCCCAGAGGCUGGUGAAUGGUAGUACUAGAAAAAAAAGCCCAGACGGAAUUCAGGGAUUAAUGAUGCAGAUGAAGCCUGCGUUGCACGGAACACAAAAU